Molecule: messenger RNA, 1683 nt
Organism: Colletotrichum lupini
Lineage: Eukaryota; Fungi; Ascomycota; Sordariomycetes; Glomerellales; Glomerellaceae
Product: TGS domain-containing protein
Exons: 8
Coding region: 1-1683 (560 amino acids)
Biological process (GO): cytoplasmic translation
Cellular component (GO): cytoplasm
Molecular function (GO): GTPase activity; GTP binding
Source: RefSeq, a predicted model, not a curated record
AUGGCCAAGACCCAAAAGAACAAGGCCACGUCCUUUCAUUUGGGUCAACUGAAAGCCAAGCUCGCCAAGCUCAAGCGUGAGCUCUUGACACCCUCGGGUGGUGGCGGCGGCGGCGGUGCCGGCUUCGACGUUGCGCGUACGGGUGUCGCGAGUAUCGGCUUCAUCGGCUUCCCGUCCGUGGGAAAGAGUACCUUGAUGAGCAAGUUGACGGGCCAGCACUCCGAGGCCGCGGCGUACGAGUUCACGACAUUGACGUCCGUUCCGGGUCAGGUCACUUACAAUGGUGCGCCGCUGCAAAUCAUUGAUUUGCCGGGUAUCAUUGAAGGAGCCAAGGACGGCCGCGGUCGUGGUCGCCAGGUCAUCGCCGUCGCAAAGACGUGCCAUCUCAUCUUCAUCGUCCUGGACGUCAACAAGCCCCUGACGGACAAGCGUGUCAUCGAGACGGAACUCGAAGGCUUCGGCAUCCGCAUCAACAAGUCGCCGCCAAACAUCACCUUCAAGAAGAAGGAAAAGGGCGGCCUCAACAUCACGAGCACCGUGCCCCUCACCCACAUUGAUCACGACGAGAUCAAGGCCGUUAUGAACGAGUACCGCAUCAACUCGGCCGACAUUGCCAUUCGCUGCGACGCCACCGUUGACGACCUCAUUGACGUCCUCGAGGCGAGGAGCAGAAACUACAUCCCCGUCAUCUACGUCCUCAACAAGAUUGACGCCAUCAGUAUCGAGGAGCUCGACUUGCUCUACCGUAUCCCGAACGCCGUGCCGAUCAGUUCGGAGCAGGGCUGGAACAUUGAUGAGCUGAUGGAGGCAAUAGAAGCUAACGGUUUUGAUUUUCUUUUCUUGGCGUAUAGGUGGGAUAAGCUCAAGCUGGUUCGCGUUUAUACGAAGCCAAAGGGCAAACUGCCAGAUUACUCUCAGCCCGUCGUGCUCCGCUCAAACAGGUGCACGGUCGAAGAUUUCGGUGAACCUUCUUUUCUCUCCCCUGCGACAAAGGGGCGCGCGAAAUGUAACCAAAUUCACAGGAGUAUCCUCGAACAGUUCAAGACCGCCAUUGUGUACGGCAAGUCCGUAAAGCAUCAGCCUCAGCGCGUCGGUCUAUCUCAUGAGCUAGCCGACGAGGAUAUCGGUACGUUUUCAUCUUGUGUCGGGGAUUCCCCCCACCAAUCCUUAGUUUCCCUGGUCGUCGUCGUCGUCGCCGUCGUCGUCAUCAUCAUCAUCUCAAAACCUUCAUUUGCCCCCGCGAACUACUCUACAAGAGCCGGCGAGGAAAGGAAGCGUGCCUCAAGUCAAUCACAAUCGUCAAGCGCUGACGAACGCGGCGACGAGCUAAAACUCGGCGGCGCAUGGCGGCCGUUUGUCGUCAUGCUUCUCCCCACGCCGCCUCAAAAUGCCUUGCCUGGCCCAAGGAGAAACAAGCCCAGCCCAGCCCAGACCCAGACUUUCAGCCCGCCUUCGGGGUCCUCCUCGUCCGCAAACCCCCCAUUUUGGCGAAGGGGACACAAAAUUCAAGCCACUUGCCUCUUUCCUCCGCCAUCCUCCCCCCCUCCACGCCCCCUUCCCUCCAAGUUACCUGCCGCGAUCUUACUCGAGUCCCGAUUCCAUGGCAUCCGAACAUUGAAACGAAAGGAACCGGCCGACCCCUACUGCAUCUUACGCGCGAACAAGGCUGAGCUGGGCGAGUAA